UUCCAUUUGAAUGGAUAAUGGAUAGAAGGAAAGGAAGAGAAAGAGUGAAGCAGAGGAAAGUGCAGUAGCAAUGGCAAUGGCAGCAACACCCACGCGCAUAUCACCAUUACCAUCUAGAAGAAGCAGACUCACACUUUCCCCAAUCCCACUGUUUCGUAUUCCCACCACAACCCUAACCACUUCCUUCAUAUCUUUCUCUUCCACAAGCAACAGCAACAACAACACUCCCCAAACAGAUUGUCCCGUUCCUCUCGAACAGCAACCCAUCAACGAGUACCACUCUCUCUCCACCUCCUUCCCCUUUUCCUGGGCCGCCCUCGACGCCGUCGAGUACGCCUCCCGCCUCCUCGUCACCGGUACCUCCUUCGCUCUCCUCAUCGGCCUCCCCGUCGCCUGGUUCGGCUCUGCUGGCGCCCAGGCCGAGCCCCUCAAGCGCCUCCUCUGCGCCGCCUCCAGUGGCCUCUUCGCUGUCACGCUCGCCGUCGUUAGGAUGUAUCUGGGCUGGGCUUACGUCGGGAACCGAUUGCUCAGCGCCACCGUUGAAUAUGAGGAAACAGGGUGGUACGAUGGUCAGAUAUGGGUGAAGACUGCUGAAGUUUUGGCCCGUGAUAGACUCCUCGGAUCAUUUUCUGUGAAGCCUGUGCUGAGCAGAUUGAAAAUUACUCUUGUAAGUCUGGCAACUUCUUUACUUGUAUGUGUUAUUAUCCUCAUCAACAUUGAUGGGAACCAAAAUCUGACAUCAAAAGAACCUAGAGUUCGAGUUGUACCUGGAGUUUACAACGAUGAUUCUGCAAGAUUAUUUGAACCAGAUGCUUUUCGUGAUGAAUCUGAACUUCAAUAAUACAUUAUCAUUUAUAGUAAGAGUAUAUGGUUGCAUAAAUUUUUCCUUAAACACUUAUCAGAAAGAUAAAAAGUAAAAAUGAAAUAAAUCUUUUCAAGAAAACCAAAGUUAAUUUAUGCAGAAGUUAAUUUAUAAGCAUGUUCUCAAAAUCAGAUUUUAAACUCAUGCAUAAGUUAAUUUAGAUUAUGAAAAAGUUUAUUUCAACUUUUCACUUACUUUUGCUUACAUAAGUAUUUAUGGAAAAGUGUAUCCAACCAUACACUAAAACAUCAACAAUGGACCCUCCAUGAAUUGUAGAUAUUUGGCAGGAAUAAGUUCUCCAUUUAUUUAGUAUCAAAUUCUAUGUUAGGUGUACAUAUCUUAUGUUGCCUUUUACACACCAUGUGUAUACUGUAAAUCUGGAUACAAAUGAACAUAUAUACAUAUUCAGUUUCUCGUGUAA
Messenger RNA from Vigna umbellata (rice bean), 1283 nucleotides. Its product is annotated as YCF36, putative (DUF1230). The record is from RefSeq and is a predicted model, not a curated record. NCBI's taxonomy places the organism in Eukaryota, Viridiplantae, Streptophyta, Magnoliopsida, Fabales, Fabaceae.